AUUGAGUUCAGAGAGAUGUUGUCGCAGGAGACGAUAAAACAAUUUAUUGGGUGUCAGCAUUCGAAUGCGAGUAUCCUGAAAAACAUUGACAGAUGACGAUGUUGGUCUCACUCUUAAUCUGUGUUGCUAUAUUGUCAGCUGCGUCUACUGUCAAGUGUACGGAAGAAGUGUCAUUCGACGACGACGAUGACACAGAACUAUUGUGUGAGGGCAUAGAUUGCGAAGACUAUGAGUGUCCUGAUACAGAUGAAUGUCUACAUGGGACAGUGCAGGAUGUUUGUCGCUGCUGCAACGUCUGCGCUAAGGGUCCAGGAGAACAAUGCGGUGGCUUUUUGAAUUUGGCUGGAUUGUGCACCGAAGGAUAUUAUUGCCAUCCACACCCCAAGUACCCCCAACACCCUGGAAUCUGCGCCCCCCAGUUCGUGUGACACAAUGCAAAAGCUUGAAGUUUUUGAACAAAUUUGAUCAUUCCUCAUCGAUAAAACAAUAAAGUGCUGGUAAUUUGUCACACGACUGCAUUUUUGAACUUGUUACACUUCCAAUUCUUAUGAAAGAUGAGUGGAGUUGAGCUGUUAUAUGCUUUUUAUUUGGACUGAUGUGGAGCAGGGGAUACUUCGUGUCCCUCCCCCAUCGUUCAAACAAGUUCAGCUGUUUGGAUUUAAUGGCGAUGAAUAUUUCAUAUGAUGAUAUAUUUACUUGCGUCGGAAAUGUGUUGUGAUAUAACAGAAACAUGUGCGUUCUUGUAUACAAAAUGUGAGAACUUUCUUCUUGAAUAAA
Messenger RNA from Uloborus diversus, 777 nucleotides. RefSeq names its product venom protein 302-like. Gene Ontology annotation, cellular component: extracellular region. Gene Ontology annotation, biological process: regulation of cell growth; regulation of signal transduction. Gene Ontology annotation, molecular function: insulin-like growth factor binding. Lineage: Eukaryota; Metazoa; Arthropoda; Arachnida; Araneae; Uloboridae. The transcript has 4 exons. The coding region runs from base 93 to 428 and encodes 111 amino acids. The record is from RefSeq and is a predicted model, not a curated record.